Messenger RNA from Guyanagaster necrorhizus, 1922 nucleotides. Its product is annotated as catalase. Gene Ontology annotation, biological process: hydrogen peroxide catabolic process; response to hydrogen peroxide. Bases 1 to 1701 code for a protein of 566 amino acids. The record is from RefSeq and is a predicted model, not a curated record. Gene Ontology annotation, molecular function: heme binding; catalase activity. Lineage: Eukaryota; Fungi; Basidiomycota; Agaricomycetes; Agaricales; Physalacriaceae. The transcript is spliced from 10 exons. Gene Ontology annotation, cellular component: peroxisome; mitochondrion; cytoplasm.
AUGCGUGGUCCUACUAGCAGCCUGUCUCUCCUCAGCGCGAUCUUCCCGCUCCUUGCCCGUGCAGCCGUCUCCGACACGAGCACGACCUUUGCCGCUUCUAAUGGCGCUCCCAUAGCCCAGCCGUAUGCAUGGUCGCGGGCAGGGCCCACUGGUCCUCUGUUACUGCAAGAUUUCGCCUCCAUCGAUCUGCUCGCACAUUUUGCCCGCGAACGCAUUCCAGAGCGUGUCGUUCACGCUAAGGGUGCCGGUGCGCACGGGUACUUCGAGGUAACGCAGGACAUGAGCAACAUUACGUCGAGCAAGUUUCUGUCAACCCCCGGAACGCGAGCCAACGUCACAGUAAGGUUCUCCACUGUCGGCGGUGAACUCGGCAGUGCAGACACUGCGCGCGAUCCCCGUGGUUUUUCCACCAAGAUCCGGACUGACGAAGGCAAUUGGGAUUGGGUAUUCAAUGAUACACCGGUCUUCUUCAUCAGGGAUGGCGCCAAGUUCCCUCAUUUCAUUCACACACAGAAACGGAAUCCUCAAACACAUCUGAAAGAUGCUGAUAUGUUUUGGGAUUACCUGUCUCUAAACCCCGAAUCUCUUAACCAGGUCAUGUAUUUGUUUUCUGACCGUGGAACUCCGGAUGGCUUCCACAAUAUGCAUGGAUAUUCGGGCCAUACCUAUAAGUGGACAAAGUCGGAUGGUACUUUCUACUAUGUAAAGACAACAGUCCUCAGGGACACCGGAUUUAAGACCCUCGACAGAGUUACUGCGGUGACGUUAGCCGGGACUAAUCCUGAUUACGGUACUCAGGCACUCUUCGAGGCAAUUGAAGCUGGUGACUAUCCCACAUAUACUGUAUACAUUCAAACCAUGACUCCCGAACAGGCCGAGGGAUUCCGUUACAACAUCCUCGAUCUGACCAAGGUUUGGCCGCAGAACAUAUAUCCUCUCCAGGAAAUCGGAAAGCUAGUUCUCAAUCAAAAUCCCGAGAACUACUUCGCAGAGAUCGAACAGCUUUCCUUUGCACCGUCGAAUAUGAUCCCAUACAUUGAACCGUCUGCAGACCCGGUCCUUCAGGCACGUUUGUUUUCGUAUCCAGACACAGCACGACAUCGCCUUGGUCCGAACUUCAACCAGCUCCCGAUCAACUGUCCGCUUUUUUAUCCGGCAAACUUUCAGCGAGAUGGACGGGGAACGAUCUUCAACCAAGGCAGCCGACCUAAUUACCAAAGCAGCAUAGAGCCCUUGACGUACCAGGAAAACCCCGGGUGGAUCUAUGGAGAAGGCUGCUCGGGAGGAGGUGCCUGCGAUUAUGAACGGAGACGAAAUCACGAGAAUUUCAUUGGCGCGGCGUACCGUGAUCUCAGUCAAUUCACCGAACUCGAUUUGGAGCAGCCACGGGGCCUUUGGGCCUACAUCUGGAACGAUACCCAACGCGCUGCUGCUGUUGGGAACCUCGCUUCGCACAUGGUCAACAUUAACAACGUCACGAUAGCGAACAGACAACUUUCUAUUUUCACAGCCGUGAACAAGACUUUUGGAGAUAGCGUCGCCGCUGCCCUUGGCCUUCCUCCCGUGGACCCUAUGGUAGUCAUGAACAUUUCCGAAGCAGUAAAAUUCAGAACCUAUAUUGGGUAUUCUGUUAACAUAACGGCAAUAGAGGGGAACUCUACCCUCCAGGAGAUAUCAUAUGACGACUAUUACAGGGAUUGACGGAGACGCCUUUUGGGACUUUUAAAACAUGCUUUGCGUUAUAAGUAGGGGCAUUUGGAUUGUCAGAGACAGUAAGUAAGACGUUAUGUAUGACUAGUAUUCCACCCGGACCGGUAGGGCCGGGUUUCGGCGUUCUCCCUUUAGGGCUUCUCGGACAAUGUUAUAGUUUUGUAGCUCUUUCUAGCCAGCCACUCAAUAUACGCUGCUACCGCCAUUAAGCC